Messenger RNA from Scomber japonicus (chub mackerel), 807 nucleotides. RefSeq names its product forkhead box I3a (gene foxi3a). Gene Ontology annotation, biological process: cell differentiation; anatomical structure morphogenesis; regulation of transcription by RNA polymerase II. Gene Ontology annotation, molecular function: DNA-binding transcription factor activity, RNA polymerase II-specific; RNA polymerase II cis-regulatory region sequence-specific DNA binding. Bases 1 to 807 code for a protein of 268 amino acids. The transcript has 4 exons. Lineage: Eukaryota; Metazoa; Chordata; Actinopteri; Scombriformes; Scombridae. The record is from RefSeq and is a predicted model, not a curated record.
AUGUCCUUCGUCCCAGAGCAGAGUCUGUGCCCCCCCCAGCAGGAGCUCCUCUCUCUGGGUUUGGAUCCUUCAGACUUCAGCCUCGGGCCCCCCCCAGCCUUCCUCCCUCAGCUCUACGGCCUGCAGACGCCCCUGCUCCCCGCGGCUCCCUGGUUCUCCUUCUCCUCCCCGGAUGACAUGAUGCGGAUGGUGCGCCCCCCCUACUCCUACUCCGCCCUCAUCGCCAUGGCGAUCCAGAGCGCCCCCCAGCAGCGGCUGACCCUCAGUCAGAUCUACGGCUACGUGUCACAGAACUUCCCCUUCUACAGCCAGAACAAGGCCGGCUGGCAGAACUCCAUCAGACACAACCUGUCACUCAAUGACUGCUUCACCAAGAUACCCAGAGACCCUCAGGACCCUGGUAAGGGGAAUUACUGGACUUUGGAUCCAAACUGUGAGAAAAUGUUCGACAACGGAAACUUCCGCCGCAAGAGGAAGAGGAAGACAGAUCAUGUGACUGCUGGAAAGAAGUCUUCCAUCUCCUCCUCGUCUUCCUCACCUGACUCUCCCUCCUCCUCUUCAUCAUCAGCUGACUCUCCCUCCACCGGAGACGAGUCUGAACAUGUCUACACUCAGAGACCUGUUAGAGAAGCCUCGUCUUUCUUCCUCUUUUCGUGUCCUCGGGCUGAAGGAUUCCUGCUCAGCCUUCAGUCCAGCUGCCGACAGUUCAACAAGCCGUCCGUCAGGCUCAGCUGCACAUUUAUUAUCAACACAUUAAAGUCUCCCAGAAAGUUCCUCAAGGAUUCCCUGCAGGUCCCCAGUAAAUAA